AAAUAUUUCCAUUUAUCUUCUCUUCUUCUUAAAUAUUUUAUUUUUCUUCAAACUAUAUAGUAAUUUCACUUCCAUUUGAAGAGAAGAAAAUGGCAAAGAGUGGUUACAAUGCUAGCUUCUUGUUGCUUCUCUCAAUGUUCUUGAUUUUGCUCACUUUCUCUAAUGUGGUCGAGGGUUACAACAAGCUUCGCCCAAGAGAUUGCAAGCCAAAAUGUACUUAUAGAUGCUCAGCAACAUCACACAAGAAGCCAUGUAUGUUCUUUUGUCAAAAAUGUUGUGCAACAUGUUUAUGUGUUCCUAAAGGAGUUUAUGGCAACAAACAAUCAUGUCCUUGUUACAACAAUUGGAAGACUCAAGAAGGAAAACCUAAAUGCCCUUAAUUAAUUAGGGAAAUUAAUCUUUUAAUUUUUUCCAAUAAUUAAUGGAAAAGAUUAAAAGUACUAUAGCUAUAUUGUAUUGCAUUAAAUUGAUUUCUAUUUUGGAGUACUUUUGAUGUAAUGUUUUAAGUAUUUUGUAUUUCUCUACUUAUGUUAUAAUGUUGUCGGAGUCUAAGAUGAGUUGUAGAGCGAUAUAUGAUCUAUGUAUUAGGAUUCAUAUAGCCGUCUUCAACUUGCUUGAAGAUGAAGUGUUAUUGUAAUCUUUCUUUUUUUACAACGAGAGUAUAAUAAUAACUUAUUUAUUGAA
Messenger RNA from Solanum stenotomum, 684 nucleotides. Its product is annotated as protein RSI-1. The transcript has 3 exons. Bases 90 to 380 code for a protein of 96 amino acids. The record is from RefSeq and is a predicted model, not a curated record. Lineage: Eukaryota; Viridiplantae; Streptophyta; Magnoliopsida; Solanales; Solanaceae.